Peniophora sp. CBMAI 1063 is the source of this 1053-nucleotide messenger RNA. The record is from the annotation of a GenBank genome assembly. Lineage: Eukaryota; Fungi; Basidiomycota; Agaricomycetes; Russulales; Peniophoraceae.
AUGACCGACAACACCACUACUCAGCGUCGUGGCCCACCACCCGGCGCCAAAUCAGACCAUACCCAAGAGAUAGACGAGCAGGAGCUUCCGACAUUGCUCGAUCCUACUACGUGUACGAGCAAGGGCUUAUGCCCUGUCACGCAUCUUCGCGGACAGGAUGGCGACCCCUUUGAGUCGCACUCGCUCUACUACGAGAUACACGGGAGUGGUCCGGAGCGAGUUGUACUCAUCAUGGGGUUGAACGGUUCCUUCCUGUCCUGGAUGCGGCAAGUCGAGCACCUGUCGCGCACGGGAAAGCAUCAAGUUCUCGUGUUCGAUAAUCGCGGUGCGGGGAACAGCGGCACACCCCGGGGACCCUAUACUACAAGCGCCAUGGCGCUGGACGUCAUUGCUUUACUCGACUACCUGGGAUGGACGGAGACACGCGGAGUGCAUAUGGUGGGCAUCUCGCUUGGUGGGAUGAUCGCUCAAGAGGUUGCGUCGAGGAUACCUGAGCGACUUGCAUCAUUGAUGCUGGCUGUCACAACGCCUGGCGGCCCGAUAUGGUCAAACUUCCCACCGUGGGUCGGUGCCGUAACCCUCGCUCGGCUUCUAUUUAUCACCGACCGCGACAAGAAGGUGCCAAUAGCGAUCGGCAUGCUCUUCUCGAAGGAGUGGCUUGAUGCUCCUGCAGAAGGAGACGACCGUGGACGUACGAACAGGCAGGUCCAGGAAGCUGACCUCUCAUGGCGCAUGACUGCGAUCCGCGUGCAACAGCCCAUUGGUGCUCUAUCGCAAAUGUGGGCUGGGCUCACGCAUCAUGUCUCUGCCGCUCGUCUAGAGAAGAUCGCGCGCAAUGUUGCGAAGGUCGUGAUUGCGACAGGCGACGACGACCACCUCGUGGCACCCAGCAACUCCCACUACCUCGCUAAACACAUGCCUGGGUCAGAGCUGGUAGUGUGGGAUAAGACUGGUCAUGCCGUGCAGCUUCAACGCAUGAAGGAGUUUUCCGCUUUGAUUGAACGCUGCGUGGAUGAGGGGAGAUCGAAGGCCGGUCCGCCAGUGCCUCAGUAG